CUGGACGGGGCUCCCCUGGGCCGCGGCGAGCAGCGGGUUGUGGGUGGGAAGAACCCCGCAUCUGCUCCGGCCCAAUGCCCGCGUGGGAGGGCGGAGUCUGCCCCGUGUUAAAGUUUCCACCUCACUCUCCCUUCUCUGGGCUCGGCUUUGGAGGGGCCUGAGCGGGUGCGUGGGAGGGGACGACAGACAGACGUGGGGACCCCUGCCGGAACUGGGGGCGUGUCUGAUCCUGACAUCUGAGCACGGAAGCUACAGUGAAGCCCCGCUCCGCCCGCGGGGUUAGCACCGGAGUAAGGUUUCAGGCAGGCAGGUGGCGCGGGGUUCAGGCUUCUAUCAUGGCGCUGACUCCAGGGCUCUCACGACCCCGGGUCCCACCCUCCACCGCUGUGAAGGGGCCACAACAUGACGCCACCCUGAGCUUCCCACACCCCUUUCCCUCUACAACACCUCUCUAGCCCCCCACGGGCAAUCCCCCAAGCCUGCUUACCCCUCCCCGGUGGGGGCGGGGCAGGGCGCUGCCUCCCUGCCCUUGGCUGAGCGCUCUCGCCCCCGGGGGAUUAGUGUCCAGGUUACCCACUCCCGGGGUGGCCUUGGCGCCCCCACAGCCUGCAGGUAUAAGGCCAGGGCCUCGGCCUAGGGGAAGAACCAGGAUGGCAGCACUUCAGGACCUGCUGCUCGGCCUGCUGCUGGCCAUAGGCACGGGUGGGGCGUGGGCCUCCCGAGGGCCACUGCGGCCACUGUGCCAGCCCGUCAAUGCCACACUGGCUGCUGAGAACGAGGCCUGCCCCUUCUGCAUCGCCUUCACCACCAGCAUCUGUGCUGGCUACUGCCCCAGCAUGGUGCGUGUGCUGUCAGCGACCCUGCCACCGGUGCCCCAGCCCGUGUGUACCUACCAGGAGCUGAACUUUGCCUCCAUCCAGCUCCCCGGCUGCCCACCUGGCGUGGACCCCACGUUCUCCUUCCCCGUGGCUCUGAGCUGCCGCUGUGGGCCCUGUCGCCUCAGCAGCUCAGACUGCGGGGGGCCCAGGGCCCACCCCUUGGCCUGUGAGCACCCCCUCCUCCCAGACCUCCUCCUCCUCUGAGGACUGCAUGUCCCCUCCCCAAGCCCCCAUGCCCACUCUGAGUCCCAGAGAUAGAAGAUGUUCUCCUAGCCCCCCAAU
This is a messenger RNA of Sorex araneus (European shrew), 1160 nucleotides long. Its product is annotated as lutropin subunit beta. Gene Ontology annotation, cellular component: extracellular region; cytoplasm. Gene Ontology annotation, molecular function: hormone activity. NCBI's taxonomy places the organism in Eukaryota, Metazoa, Chordata, Mammalia, Eulipotyphla, Soricidae. The record is from RefSeq and is a predicted model, not a curated record. Bases 651 to 1082 code for a protein of 143 amino acids. The transcript has 3 exons. Gene Ontology annotation, biological process: G protein-coupled receptor signaling pathway.